Messenger RNA from Motacilla alba alba, 2211 nucleotides. It is a transcript of the gene CREB3L3, whose product is annotated as cAMP responsive element binding protein 3 like 3. Bases 519 to 1868 code for a protein of 449 amino acids. Gene Ontology annotation, cellular component: nucleus. The record is from RefSeq and is a predicted model, not a curated record. The transcript has 10 exons. Gene Ontology annotation, biological process: regulation of transcription by RNA polymerase II. Gene Ontology annotation, molecular function: RNA polymerase II cis-regulatory region sequence-specific DNA binding; DNA-binding transcription factor activity, RNA polymerase II-specific. Lineage: Eukaryota; Metazoa; Chordata; Aves; Passeriformes; Motacillidae.
GCCCUCUGGCCCCGGAAUGCCAUUCCCUGUGUGCUGUCCCUCCAUCCCUUGUCAGUGGUGAAUUCCCAGGGGGAACCACAGGGCACCGAGGUGGUUUUGGGUAAGCCAGAAGUGGUCCCCGGAUAUUGCGCUCGGCACGCGUCGAAUGCGACGAACACCGAGACGUCUGAAAAAGGGAAACUGUCCCCAAAAGUGGGUGAAGGUUCAUGGACAAUUAUAGCACCUGGACUUCGCCCGGCAGCCCCGGCCCCUCCUGCCCCGCUUGGCAGAGGAGCACAAAAACAUUUGGCUAAUGAGUUACGGGUCCAGCCCCGGGGUGGCCCUGCCAUCUCGCUCUGACGGCCCCAAUCAGGGCUGGGGCAUUUUGCAAUCUGGGAUAUUAUUUCUGUGCAGUUGGAGUUUAAACUUUGCCAUUCGGGUCAGGGAAUCACAAAGGAGGAGGAAGAGGAGGAGGGUGAAGGCCGGGCUUGUUGUCCACCGCGCUCCCCUGUGCUCAGAGAGGGUUGAGAGGACAAUCCAUGGCAUCUCCCUCAGCCAUGGCCUCCAGCGCGGGCAGCCUCGAGAGCCUGGAGCUGCUGGAUCUCCUCUUCGACCUCCAGGACGGGAUCCUGCGCGAGGUGGAGCUGGGGACGCCGCCGGGAGCCUGGCCCCAGGACAGGCGUGCCCCGGACAGCAACGACUUCCUGAGCUCCGUCCUGGGCUCCGGGGACUCGGUGUCGGACUCGCCCAGCUGGUCCCCGGCCACCAGUGACAGCGGGGUGUCCGAGGACCCCCCCUCUGACCAGCAGGACAGCCCUCCCCGCAGCUGUGACAGGGGUCCCCGAGAGGUCCUGUACCCCUACACCGACCCCUGCCGGGCCCAGCCCCUCCCGGCGGGGUCUGGGGUCCUGCAGCCCGAGGUCUCCAUCGACCUGGACAUGUGGCACCCUGGGUUCUUCCUGGAGGAGAGCCAGGACCUGCCCGUGAUCCCCCCGCCUGCAUCCUGUGCCCUCACCGUCAAGGACCUGCUGCUAUCGGGCAGCUCUGACAGCCAGCCACAGGCUCCUGGCUCCCUGCUCCGGCCCAGCCAGGGCCACUUGCAGGAGCUGGUGCUGACGGAGGAUGAGAAGAAGCUGCUGCUGAAGGAGGGGGUGACCCUGCCCACGCAGCUGCCCCUCACCAAGUACGAGGAGCGGGUGCUGAAGAAGAUCCGGAGGAAGAUCCGGAACAAGCAGUCGGCUCAGGAGAGCCGCAAGAAGAAGAAGGAAUACAUCGAUGGGCUGGAGAGCAGGAUGUCGGCGUGCACGGCUCAGAACCAGGAGCUGCAGAGGAAAGUCCUGCACCUGGAGAAGCAGAACUCAUCCCUCCUGGAGCAGCUGAAGAAGCUCCAGGCCAUGGUGGUUCAGUCAAGCAACAAAGCAGCACAGACAGGAACCUGCCUGGCGGUCCUGCUGCUCUCCUUCACCCUCAUUGUCUUCCCCUCCAUCAGCCCCUUCGCCCCCAGCAAGGCCGAGGCAAACGGCGACUUCAGGCCCGUGCGAGUUUUCUCCAGGUCCCUGCACAACGCCGCCGCCUCCCGCGUGGUUCACACCCAGCCCCAGGCCGGGGAAGAGAAGCCCCCGGAGCCGCUGUGGUCGCAGCCCCUGCAGGAGACCCCCGAGACCCUGCACGAGGCUUUCCAGGGCACGUUCCCGGCCCUCCCGGACAAAGGCUCCCUCCAGAACGACACGCGGCCAUCGGCCGCCGAGGGGCUGAGCCACGAGGACGGGCACCACGCCGAGGCCGUGCCAGGGGACGGCUCCGUGCCGCACCCGGGGCUGGCAUCCCUGGCGUGGUCCGAGCCCGGGCACGGCCGGCCCGCGGUGCUGGAGCCGGCGGAGGAGCUUUAGGCAGAGCAGGGAGCACGGGGGUGCCACGGGGUGACAGCCCCUCACCCCCUACAGGACACGCCCUCGGGGGGAUCCGCCUCCGGAUGCUGGACCUGCUUGGAUUCUGAGAACUGGGAAGAGGAGACCGGUUCCCACUGGCCUUACUGGGAGGAAAGGGGCUGCCCCUGCCCCCCCGGCACGGUGGGACUUGUGGAAAGGACCUGCGGUCACUCAGGAUGGCGCUGAGGAAGCAGGAGGGGCCCUGGCCUGGUUGGCUGCUGAUGGUGCAACUGGUUGGUUUUGCUCUCGGUUUUGGUUUUUGGUUUUAGAAUUUUAUUUUCAUCUCUAAAUAUAAGAUAUUUUG